Messenger RNA from Labrus mixtus (cuckoo wrasse), 3089 nucleotides. RefSeq names its product kelch-like protein 34. The record is from RefSeq and is a predicted model, not a curated record. Lineage: Eukaryota; Metazoa; Chordata; Actinopteri; Labriformes; Labridae. Bases 326 to 2125 code for a protein of 599 amino acids. Gene Ontology annotation, molecular function: protein binding. The transcript has a single exon.
UGUGUGUGUGUGUGUGUGCUGUAUGUGUGUAUAGGGGGCAGUUGUUAACCUUCCUAUCAUAGUGUCACAUGCCCGCCACUGCAGACAGAGCAGGACAAAAACACAGAUGGAGAGACCUCGACUAAAGACGCACACUUGACUCUCUUCUCUUUCUUCUACUUCUAAUGUCUGAUUCACUUUUUGUCAAAAUCUCUUUUGUGCUACUCGUCCGCUUCCUCUUUUUCGACUGCUGCUGUUCCUGAAAUUUCUACUUUCAAUAUUUCUUCCUGUCUAACUCCUACUUCCUUGUCCCUCACUUACUCCCUCCUCGCUUCCUAUCUUUUGGAUGGAUAGCUACUCCCUCCUUUACAGUUCCUCCCACAGAACAGGACUUCUCUCCGGGUUCCAGCGCCUGCGUUCCCAGAGGAGGAUGUGUGAUGUCGUCCUGGAGGCCGGCGGCGUGUCUUUCCCGUGUCAUCGCGCCCUUUUGGCCAGCUCCAGCGACUAUUUUUGGGCUUUGUUUGGAGAGACAACCGCCGAGAGAUUAGCGUGUUCCAUUAGCCUACCGGUGCUAACGCCUGAGGGUUUAGACGCCAUUCUGGACUUCCUGUAUUCCGGAUGGCUAAACGUUUCACAGGCCACACUACCUGCCGUCUUGGAGGCAGCCAGGUACUUGCAGGUGGAACCGGCUGUGUCAAUAUGUGAGCAAUUUAUUAUUGACGGCCUAAAUGCAGAGAAUUGUUGUUGCUACGCUAACCUAGCCGAGCGGCACGCGCUCACAGAUGCACUUGAAGCUGCCAAUCAAACCGUCGCUGUCGAGAUGGGGAAAUUGCUAAAGGAAAGACAGGAAGACCUUCUCAGGCUGAACAUCCAAUCACUGAUGGCGGUGCUCGAUGCUGACGACAUUCCCGCCGUGAAGGAGGCAGAGCUUAUAAAGAUGGCUCUGGAUUGGCUGGAUGAAAAUGGACCCAUCCCUCUGUUGAAAUCAAACCUCCUGCUGAGUCAUCUACGCUUUGGAUUGGUUGCUUCGUCUGAACUGACUGAUCUUAGCCACGCCCACAAAGCCAUGGCCACGCCGCUAAUCAGAAGUCAGCUGACUCGGGCGCAGGAGUACCAUAGGAUGGGCUCAGCUCAGCCAAUUAAACAGAGCAGACAGUCCACCCUGAGAGCGUCGCUCAGUCGCGUGCUUCUUGUCGGCGGAGGAUCCAGCCCUGAUUGGCCGGAGCAGCAGUUGCUAGCGUUCGAUCCGAGAAGCAGGAGGUUUUCAUCGCUGAGCUCCAGCCUCCCGCUGCGACUGAGAAGUCACUGCGUGUGCUCGGUCGGAGGUUUCCUCUUCGUGAUGGGCGGAGAAGAAGCGAAGGACGGAGACGAGGAUGGAAAAAAGUCCGUCAACGUGGCAACAUCCAACCAGGUGUGGCGCUACGAUCCUCGCUUUGACCACUGGAAAAAGAUGGAGUCCAUGCUGGAGAGGCGGGCGCAGUUCACCUGCUGUGUGGUUGAGGAUGUUAUUUACGCUAUUGGUGGACGACACAAACGACUGGACACCAACGCGCAAACCUCUGUAGCGUCUGCUGAGUUUUACGACAUGGCAACAGGAGCUUGGCGGAGAGGACCAACAAUGCCUCGCCCACUUUAUGGCCAUGCUUCUGCUGUGCUCGACAACGCCAUCUAUGUGUCAGGUGGUGUUGCAGGACACCAGGAAAGCAGUACCUGCACUGAUUACCAGUAUGACCACAGAGAGAGCAGCAAAGAAUUCCUGUUCUGGGAUCCCAAUGGUCGAACCUGGGAGAAGAGAGCGCCCAUGUCCAUUGCCAGAUUCGGGCACCGCUUGGCAACCGCCCAUGGGUACAUCUACGCCCUGCUGGGAAUGUACGAGCCUUUCUGCGAUAUCGAACAAUACGAUUCGGUGUCAGACCACUGGACCCGCCUUCGACCGCUUCUCAUUGGCUCCUUCAACUACGGGAUGGUGACGACGUCGUCUGGGAAUCUGCUGGUGUUCGGAGGGAGGAAAUGGAGCGACGGGCGGGAGGUGAUUGUGAGGAGUGUGUUGGAGUACGAUACGAAGAAAGAUCGCUGGAGGGAGAUCUGUCAGCUCCCAAGACCUCUUACUGGGACUGAGUGCACCCUGCUGCCUCUACCGGACUGAAGUGUAGAAAGCGUAAGAACAUUUUAACAUGAAAGUGUGACCAUCAAAGUAGAGCAAACACUGUGUUAAAAUGGUCAUGGGACAAUACCAUGAAUUGUACCCUGAAUUUGUAUUUGACAUGGAAAAAACAUUUAAGUUUCGUUGAAAAUUAACUAUUGGGUUUGACUUUGAAAAGUGUAACGUCCAAACAACUUUAUUCCUCACAGGUUAAAGGCUUUAUAUGUGAUUUUCACACUUAAAUAUAUAAAUCAAGUAUAUCCUCUGAAAAUAACUCUGUGAGUCAUGACUGUCUACAAUGGGUGUAACACCCGAGUCCCACUGUCUGUGAUGUUUUCAGAGUUUUCAGAGUCCUAUCUUCAGUUUGUUUACAUCGCCUGAACAGCCGGCUGACUCCUCCCCUCGUGUAUAAAAGUUGUUUAAUUGAGGGACUAGAGAAAAGAAGAAUAACAUACUGUACUCACUGCUUAACUGUGUUUCUAGAUCACGCUCAUUUCAGGUAAAUUUACAUGCGGUGUGAAGAUACCAGCAUAAUAAAGAUCGCUAGCAUUAGCAUGCUAACACAACAAUGCAGCGCGAGUUGUUUUGGUUUCAUGCUGGUGCUCAAGGGCGACAUCUGCUGGAUCAAAAAAUUGCAUAUAAAGCCUUUAAACUUCGCUGCCUGUGUUGGGACAUUCAAACUUUUCAGAGGUUAAAAGUCAAAAAGUUGAAUUUCCGCCUAUUGUGCAAAAUAUUCCAAGCCAUUAAAUUUAAACCGAGCAACAUUUUAGUUUUAGUGAUAAUCUAUUACUUACGGGAAAAAAAUAGUUUGUUUGGGGAAUCCAUAUUUUUGUGUCAAAACAGAACAACCUCCUGUUAACUUUGUCAUUUAUAUACAUUAGUUUUUGUUGGAAAUAGAGUGAGCGUAGUGAGCUAAACUAGUGUCUGAAAGUAUAUUAACUCCAAUUGUUAUGUAAAAAAAGAAGAA